CUCAGAGCCCCAGAGGACAGAGCGUGAUCUCACACCAGGCUCGGGUGUGUCACACUGAGAGUGGGAGGGCCUCUCCAGCUCCAGGAAGAUUAGCUGAGCACCUGUUAGUGUGUGUGAGUCACAGCCAAGUGCAGGAAGUGGAGCACCGAACCACGUCACAGGGAAACAUGCAGAGCAUUAGCUCUCCGGGAGGCCGCGUCCUCUCCGAGGACCAGUUCAGCUGCUCCAUCUGCCUGGAGGUGUUCGUGGAGCCCGUCUCAACGCCCUGCGGCCACAGCUUCUGCAAGGCCUGCCUGCAGGGCUACUGGAACCACAGCAAGAAGCUCUCCUGCCCCAUGUGCAAGAAGAACUACUCCAAGAAACCCGAGAUGAGCGUCAACAGGGUCCUGGCUGAGAUCUCCUCCCAGUUUCAGGGGCUGUUGAUGGCCGGAGGGGCCACCGUGGACGGAGGGGCCUCCUCGCGAGGGUCCACGCUGAACCUGAGCUCAGAUUCGGGCCACGGUGGCCCAUCAGGGAUCGAUACCGGGGAGUUUGCCCAGCCUGGGGAGGUCCCGUGUGGUGCCUGCAUUGGGAGGAAGUUAAAGGCGCUGAAGUCUUGUGUGAACUGUCCCGGGUCGUUCUGUGAGACGCACCUACGGCAUCAUAAAAAGGUGAAGUCUCUGUCGUCUCAUCGUCUCAUCGAACCCACUUUCCACCUGGAGGACAAGAUCUGUAAGAAACACGAACGUCUCCUGGACGUCUACUGCCGCACCGACCACGUCUGCAUCUGCACGGCCUGCGCCGAGGCCACGCACAAGUCCCACGACAUCGUCACCACCGACCACGAGUGGAAGAAGAAAAUGAGUAACGUGGGGAAGAGGAGGUCGGAGCUGAAACACUUGAUCAAGGAGAGAGCCAAGAAACUGGAGGAGAUCAAACAAUCCAUCAAGGUCAUCAAGGCCAGCGCUCAGAAGGAGCUGGAGGAGAGCUGGCAGGUUUACGCCGAGCUGCAGCGUCUGGUGGAGCAGAGUCAGGCGGAGCUGGUGGAGCUGAUCGCCACGCGGCAGCGGGAGAACGAGCGCCACGCCCAGGAGCUGGCUCGGGGGUUAGAGAACGAACUGAGUCAGCUGAGGAGGAGGAGCAAUGAGCUGGAGGCGUACGCACAGACCCAGGACAAAAUCAUCUUCCUUCAGAAUAUUGUGACGCUGCCGCCCCCGCCGGAGCCCGCUGAUUGGUCGGCGGUCAGCAUCAACACCGACCUUUACCUGGGAACCAUCCGCUCGUCCGUCUGCAGCCUCAUGGACAAGUUCCAGGAGGAGCUGAAAAGACUGUACGGGAAAGAGCUCCGGAAGGUGCAGAACUACUCCAGUGAGGUGAUCCUGGACUCUUCCACGGCCCAGAGGCACCUGCUUGUGUCUGAGGACGGUCGCCAGGUGAGGUAUGAGGAGCGUAAGACCUCCCACACCGAGGGUCCUAAACGCUUCAGCCCCGCCCUCUUCGUCCUGGGCCGAGAGGGUCUCAACUCCGGGCGCCACUACUGGGAGGUGGACGUGGGGCGCAAGACGGCCUGGACGCUCGGCGUGGCCCGAGCUUCAGCUCGCCGCAAGGGCGAGAUCAAGCUGAGUCCUGAGGGCGGGUUCUGGUGUCUGUGGCUGAAGAACGGGGAGGUGAAGGCUCUGGCAUCGUCCCGCCUGCCUCUCAUGCUGCAGGCCCAACCCACUAAAGUGGGGAUCUUCCUGGAUUAUGACAGAGGCAAGAUUUCGUUCUACGACGUGAAGGCGCGGCUGCAUCUCUACACUUUUUCUGAUUCCUUCAGCGAGAGUCUGUAUCCGAUCUUCAGCCCGUGUCUCGUCCAGGAGGGAAAGAACACUUCUCCCCUCAUUAUAACUCCUGUUAAACACACCUGAGAUAUUUUGAAACAUUACCCACGACAACACCUCCUCAUGGAAUGAGCUGGCUGUUGCAUUUGUCGAGUAAAGUAAACGUCUGUACAGAACGAACAUCGGUUAAUCCAUCAAACUAAAGCAACUCUGUGUCAUUUUUUUAUCCUUAUUGAAGAAGCAGCUUUAAAAUGAGUCCGAUGUUCGAGUGUGAACGUGGAGAAAGUUUCCUCCUUCACUCCGACGCUCAGAAGUUCUUAACAACCAGAGUUUAUCUCCAAAGUUCAGCAGCAAACUUUA
Messenger RNA from Paralichthys olivaceus (Japanese flounder), 2159 nucleotides. It is a transcript of the gene btr12, whose product is annotated as bloodthirsty-related gene family, member 12. Gene Ontology annotation, molecular function: protein binding; zinc ion binding. NCBI's taxonomy places the organism in Eukaryota, Metazoa, Chordata, Actinopteri, Pleuronectiformes, Paralichthyidae. The record is from RefSeq and is a predicted model, not a curated record.